Molecule: messenger RNA, 1209 nt
Organism: Trematosphaeria pertusa
Lineage: Eukaryota; Fungi; Ascomycota; Dothideomycetes; Pleosporales; Trematosphaeriaceae
Exons: 1
Source: RefSeq, a predicted model, not a curated record
AUGGCACCGCAACCCACUCAAAAGCUUCGGCAUAAAUCUAGUGGCCUCCGCUCGCUGCUGGGCCGGUUCCAUGAGCAAUCGAGAGAAACUAUUCCGUCUCUAUCGAUCCAUUCUCCCGAGGAGCCACAAGCAACGCCACCACAAAUUUCGAAAUUUGUUUUAGGAUUCGUCAAUUCCAUGGAUACAGAGCAAUUGAGCAAUUUCCUGGCUUGGUUUCUCCAUUACGACGUUGUCGAGCUUCCCGAAUCACCCGCAUCAUGGUACAGCCCGAUGUGCUCCAUGGAAAUGCGUGCAUGGAUUGCCCUAGGCGCUUUCCUCUCAAAGACAACCGAAUAUGGGUUCGACCUAGUGGUACUCGACUCGAUCUGUGACCGCCUGAGGCUUCGCCGAGCGGUAGUGCAUGGCUGCCUCAUACAGCUUAGUGAUCCGCAAAAGAUGGCCUGGACACAACUCGCGACUAUCAUUAACGAGGCAAAGCUAGCGCAGAACCCCGAGGUUGAGACUCUUGAGCUUGUACAGGCAAAGCUCCAUGAUCUGAACGAGCUGGCGCAACGCAUUAAGCCAACCGAAGGCUCCAUGUUCGCAGCGUGGAGGUCAGAGAUACUCGAAAGACUGUGCGGUUUCCUAACACAGGUCCUUGCACCCCGCAUCUCCCAUCAUCGUCUUGGCACAACCCUGGUCACGAACGCAACGAGCGUUCAAGUUCCCAAAGAGGUUAAGGGAGGACUGAGGCUCAAUUUUCUCUACGAAGCUAUGCAGCAAGAGCGCCAGGUUCCCCUCGUUCGCUACGGCAUCUUCCCAGAUUCUCCACCUGGCUUGACUCCCGCCGGCUCUUCUGCUCAUGACGAGGAUCGCGUCUCUAUCCUAGACGAAGACUUCAUCGAGCAAGAGUGCCAGAUCGAGCGCUCGUAUAGCGUCACAAAGCUCAGGGCGGAGAACCGUGCGCUUCGAGCUGAAAAUGCGGAGCUUCGAAAUAAGAACCAAAACUUAGUCCACUCCAACGAGAAGCUAGCCCGGAAAUUUGCGAUGCUCGGGCGGGUACAACCUGCUCUAUACACCCGGCCGGAUUGGAACAACAGUGAGCCGAUUACGCCUAUCAUGCCCGAUUCUAAUGCGCAUGUCCGUCCGCAAUCUAGCAUGCUAGAGGUGCCACUUCCUUGCAUGCGGCCCAGAUCCCUUUCAGAUGGUGACACACGAGAGCUUUCGGCC